Molecule: messenger RNA, 4116 nt
Organism: Owenia fusiformis
Lineage: Eukaryota; Metazoa; Annelida; Polychaeta; Sabellida; Oweniidae
Source: the annotation of a GenBank genome assembly
CUACACAAUAAUAUAGACAAAUGAAAUGUCAGUUUGUUUAUUUCUUGAGAGGUAAAUUAAGCGAUUAGUAAAGUAGACCAGUAAGAUUUUACAAUAGGCUAGCAGGCACUAGAGCCUGAGGACUGUUUAAAUAUAAGUAUGUGUACACUAAAACAAGUCAUGCUUUGAAUAGACUAUUUUGCCUAGUAGUUGACAUGUACAGUAAUCAUAUCAAUCAUGUACUUUGACCUAGUUGAAGUGCUGUAAACUCAAGACAAGCAGCAUAUAACCACUGACAUUACUGAUAGGAGGCCAUUACAAGAUCAAUGAACACAAGAUACUACAAGUCAGUGAAGUCACAUGCUAAACAGUGUAAGGCUCUCUAGACAAAGUACAAUACAUGAUGGCUUGGGCACUAUGCAGAAAACUUCCUUUGAAAAAAAUAGCUCAUAAAUGGAAAACAUUUGGAGUACAAGCAAGUGUGACAAACUUUUCUAACAGGACAUUAUCAAGUGAUGUUGUGAAGAUACAUCCAGAAAUUCAGGAUGCUAUCACAUGUAAUAAACCAGUAGUUGCCCUUGAAAGUACCAUCAUCACACAUGGGAUGCCAUAUCCCACCAAUGUGGACACUGCAAAGAACGUUGAGGCAAUAAUCCGAAACAAUGGUGGAAUACCAGCAACAAUCGCCAUAAUAUCUGGCAAAAUCCACGUCGGUCUUGAUGAAUCAAAGUUAGACAAUCUAGCCAAUCAGAGUGAUGUCGUGAAAGUAUCUAGGAGAGAUCUACCAUAUGUUAUAAGCCAAAGCCUGCAUGGAGGAACAACUGUAUCAGCCACGAUGCUCAUCGCGCAUAUAUGUGAUAUCCCUAUAUUUGUGACUGGUGGAGUAGGAGGAGUUCACAAAGGUGGUCAGUCAUCUAUGGACAUCAGUGCUGAUCUUACAGAACUUGGUCGAACUCCAGUGACUGUGGUUUCAUCAGGAGUGAAAUCAAUAUUGGAUAUUGGACGUACAUUAGAAUAUCUUGAAACUCAGGGAGUAUGUGUCGCCACCUAUGGUCCAUCAAAGGAAUUUCCAGCAUUUUUUACCCGAUCGAGUGGUUUCCAAGCUCCAUACAAUGUGGAAACUCCAGCUUCUGCAGCUAAAAUGAUGCUCUCUCAUGCAAAGCUUGGCCUGCAGAAUGGUAUGCUCAUUGCUGUUCCUAUACCCAGUAAACACGAAACUGCAGGUCAGGAACUAGAAGAUGUGAUUAACGACGCCGUAACCAAAGCUGAAACACAGGGUAUUACUGGUAAAGCCAUAACACCUUUCAUACUUCAGUAUGUUAAUGAACAGACUGGUGGUGAAUCCCUCAAGGCAAAUGUUGCACUGAUUGAGAACAAUGCUGAUGUUGGGAGUAAAAUUGCAGUUGAACUGUCGAGGCUUAAACAUAAUGUAAAACCAAAUCAUUUGAAUGGUGCAUCAUAUUCAAGCAAGCGCCACUACAGCAGUGAUGCCUCAAGGAAAUCUAUGAAUAAUAGGCCUGUUGUGAUUGGUGGCUCAAUCGUGGACUACGUUGCUAGAAUCCACCAGGAAAAAUUUCAACUAAAUGGAAGAACAUACCCUGGAAAUGUUAUGCAGACAUGUGGCGGAGUUGGACGCAAUAUUGCGGACUGCCUAACACGACUUGGUACCAACCCUUUAUUCAUAUCAGCCAUAGGCACAGACACUCAUGCUGAUGCCUUGAAGAACUAUUGCAAACACAUGGACUUUGCAGGUAUAGCUGAAGUCCCUGAGCUUCAAACAGCAACAUACUGUGCAGUUAUCCAACACCAUGGUGAUCUUCUUUUUGGUAUAGGUGAUAUGGACACACAUGAAUAUGUUACACCAGACCACAUUGCUAACUUUAAAGAUGAUAUAGCAGAUGCCCCACUAGUUGUUAUGGAUGGGAACAUAUCAGUUGAAGCCAUGGAUUAUAUAUGUGGGUUAUGUUUGGAUUAUAAUACACCUUUAUGGUUCGAUGCAGCCGAUAUGUCAAAGGCCAGUAAGCCAUUCCAAAGUAGCAAAGCAGGGGCUAUCGUAUAUACAUCUCCUAAUGUAAAUGAGUUACGUUGGAUGCAUGCCACUGUAACAGGGACAGAGCCCGGUGCUAACACCUACAAAAACACAGAAGUGAUUGAGGAAUGUCUAUUCCUCUGUGAAGAACUUGUAAAACACAUUCCCAACAUUAUUGUAACCCUUGGUGAACAUGGUGUUCUGGUCUGUCGUGACACUGAUGCAAACAACAGAUUUCCAUAUAAAGGCUCAAAGCGACCGGCGGUGAGAGACCACAUGAGUGCGGUACAUUACCCUGUUGGACCUGUUAACCCUGGAGACAUAGUGAGUGUAUCUGGAGCGGGAGAUUGUCUCAAUGCAGCCAUGAUAUCCCAAAUAAUUACUGGCAUUCAUUCACCACGUCAUUGUGUCUUGUCUGGCUUGAUUGCUGCCCAUAUGUCAUUGAUGUCACACCUGACAGUACCAGAGACCAUCAAUAUGAGGGCACUAGAAGGCAACUACCUUCUACAUGGUUGUGAACCUAUCCCAGUGCUAUCAAGUCUAGGUUGGAAAUAUACCAUCAACUAAAUCUUCUACUUAGUAUUAUAUAUACAUUUCAGUGUUAGCUUAUAUCAAGUUUACUGUUAGUCACUUGCUAAAUACUUUAUUUCGACUGAUUUAAGAGGAGUUUCAAAAAGUUUUGACCAUGUCAGGAUAUAGUUUUAACAGUCAAUUUCUGUAUAUUAUCAAGUUUUCAACUACUUAAUUCAAGCAGUACAUAGGCUUGGAAUCACAAAAGUAAAGAGCUGGGAUAAAGUAAUACCAUUUUGACCAUUGGUAUCAUAACAUUGAAUUUUCUGCUUUAAAGCUAUUUUUGAGUAUACAAUUAGUGUACUAUUGUUUCAUAUACUGUAUAAUUGAUGCUAUUGUUUCACCAUCCUUCAUUCAGUGAUAUAUAAAUAAAAAUUAAAUAAAUAAAUAGAACACCUGUCUGUAUUGAGUCUUUCUUGUAUGAAGUGAACAAUACUGUCUGAGACUAAUGUUCAAAAGUCAUAAGCAUGGUUGGAGAUUUGGCAAAUAGUUUUUGUCAAUUUCAAUAUCUCAAUGCCAAUAUUAUUGAACAAAUCAAUAUUUUAUUGAUAGAUUUACAAAUGAAAACUCGAGUAUACAUUUCAUUUGCUUGUUUGGUCAAUCCUACAUUUCCCUUGAAAACGUGUCACCUCCUAUAGAUCUGAUUCUGUCUUUAUGUAAAGUAGAAAUAUUGCCAAAAUUUGCUGAUAUGGGAAGGUCAAUGAAAUUAGAGAGGGGUCUAUUGAGAAUAAGUAAGACUCCCGAAAACAUGAGAUAUAUUUAGCAUCCUGAAGCUGGAAAGAUUAGAGUAGAUUAGAUCAUGCAAUGAGAGCUAAUGAAAUAAAUAAUUUGUCUGCAUUUUAUUGCCAGAAUAAAACCCAAUUGUCAAAAUAUAAAAUAUAAAAAAUAUAAAGAUAAAAUAAAUAAACAUAUAAAAAUAAAUUAUGUUUUAAAGUAAAUGAAACCGCCUUUGAACUACCCACACACUCAAUUACUGCCAAAUGAAAUCAAUUAUGUUAUUUUACCUUUCAUCUGCAUCUGCUGAUGUUGUGAUCAAUUCACACAAGAGUCUCUGAUGAGGUAACACAAUAUUAUACGAUGAAGACAGGAACAAUCUACAAGUAAAACAAAACUAGUUAGAUUAAAUAGUUGAAGUCUAACACCAAAAGGUGUCAUAAUAACUUAAAGAAUCAGUAAGGGACAUAACCUGAUUGGCUUUCUGGAGGAGGAGGUUAACUAUGAACAAACUUUGGCGGGAAUGGGGAUCCUAGCUUAAACCCUCAGAUAUCCCAUACCAAUCAAUCAAAUUUCAAUGAUCACAUUCUAAUCAAUUUGUAUAAUAUUAUUGACAGUUAUAUGUAAAUAACAUCCCAAAGCCAUACCAAAUGUCCAAAAAGUAGCCUGAUACCAUACCAAAUAUAGGAUCAAUGCCAUACCAAAUGUAUAAAUAAAUAAAUAAAUGUCUCUUAUAUAGGACAAACCAGAACAACGGCAACGCCAAAGCGUAGCGAAUCCCAUCGAACAGUCAUGGCUGGCUUAUUUACAAACAAAGUAUAUAG